Asparagus officinalis (garden asparagus) is the source of this 1161-nucleotide messenger RNA. RefSeq names its product probable protein S-acyltransferase 16. Lineage: Eukaryota; Viridiplantae; Streptophyta; Magnoliopsida; Asparagales; Asparagaceae. Gene Ontology annotation, molecular function: palmitoyltransferase activity. The record is from RefSeq and is a predicted model, not a curated record. The coding region runs from base 1 to 735 and encodes 244 amino acids. The transcript is spliced from 8 exons.
AUGGCGGGAUCGGCGGCGCGGUGUUCACGCGGUGGCGGGCGGUGUCCCGUGGCGACGUAUGGGAUUGCGGUGGUCAGGGAUCCUGGGAGCGUUCCGAGCUCGUUCGUGCCGGAUAUCGAGGAUACUUCGAGUCCAGUGCAUGAGAUCAAGAGGAAGGGUGGAGACUUGAGAUAUUGUCAAAAGUGCUCUCAUUAUAAACCUCCUCGUGCGCACCAUUGUCGUGUUUGCAAAAGGUGUGUUCUGAGGAUGGACCAUCACUGUGUCUGGAUAAAUAAUUGUGUUGGGCAUGCAAAUUACAAAGUUUUCUUAGUUUUUGUGUUGUAUGCUGUGAUUGCCUGCAUUCACUCUAUGGUUCUUCUCUUUGGCAGUGUUGUUCAUGAUAUGCACAAGGAUCAACAGCAGAAUGGAGGCUCUUUUAGGACAUCAUAUAUUAUUUGUGGUGUUUUGCUUAUUCCCCUUACAUUGGCGUUAAGUGUUCUUUUGGGUUGGCAUAUCUAUCUGAUCUUGCAUAAUAAGACAACUAUAGAGUAUCAUGAAGGAGUGAGGGCCAUGUGGUUGGCAGAAAAAGUUGGAAAUAUUUAUAGACAUCCAUAUGACCUUGGUGUCUAUGAUAACCUAGUUUCGGUUCUCGGUCCAAACAUAUUCUGUUGGCUUUGCCCCAUAACAAGACAUAACGGUUCUGGUGUCCGUUUCAGGACUUCUUAUGACCUAACAUUUCCCGCGACGCCAAGGUAAUUGAUCCAGCAGUGGGAAAAUUUACUCUGCAGUUCAUCUAACUAGUCACCCAUCUGCAUAUACAAAAGGAAAAAAAAAGAGAAGAAAAAAAAAAGUUUACCAUACAAGCACAAAGUGGGGAGUUACUCUGUUUCCAUCUACCCACCGUGUAAAUUUCCGAGACGUAGAAGGUAAGUUUGUAUCCAAAGGGUAGGUAAUAAUCUAUUUGCUGUGUUGUAGUUGUACUUCGUCUGAGUUGCGGUUUUGUAAUGUGGUUCUUAGACGUUAUAAAGAGAGUCGAGAAAGUGCAGUUUUCUUCGCAUCAUUAUGUUAGGCUUUCUCUAGGUGUUUGUGUAAUGUAAAGUGUAGACAAUAUAUAAUCUGUAAAAGGGAGAUGUAUCAGUUUUCAGUUGGUGGGAGUAAUUAUAAUUGGGGUCCCUAAGAGCA